Messenger RNA from Panicum virgatum (switchgrass), 1482 nucleotides. RefSeq names its product protein JASON-like. The transcript is spliced from 8 exons. Bases 145 to 1347 code for a protein of 400 amino acids. NCBI's taxonomy places the organism in Eukaryota, Viridiplantae, Streptophyta, Magnoliopsida, Poales, Poaceae. Gene Ontology annotation, biological process: male meiosis II. The record is from RefSeq and is a predicted model, not a curated record.
UCCGUUUCAAACGCUUCCCCUCACCUCGCCGUCUCCCCUCUCCAGCCGCCUACGGCUCUCCCACCCGGAUCCCCCACGCACGCGGCGCCGCAGCUAAACCCUAGGCCUCCACCGGCAGCGCGGCUCGCCGCGAGCGGUCCCGCGAUGUGCCGGUGCGCGGCGGCGAUCGCGAGGGCGGUGGUGGCGUUCCUCGACGCCGUCCUCGUGGGCUGCCUCCUCGCGUGCUUCCGCCCGCGCCCCCGCCGCGGCUCCGGCUCCAGCGAUGCGCUUGUGCACGGGGAUCGGGCCGCGGAGGUGCUCUGGGACGACGACCGAGGAAGGAAUGGGAAAUGCCACGAGGAUUUGACUGAUGGUGGUCGCACUGAUGAGGAGGAGCUUAGGCUCGAGUGUGAUAACAUGCCAACCGAUGUAGCAGCAACAAACUGUGCAUCAUUAUUUGAAACUACAUCUGAAGGAUGUGAGGAAAAUCAUGCACGAUCUCAACUGAGCAUUGAAGAUACCCAGCAUCUUCCAGGAGUUGAAUUAGUUCCUCAUGCUUUCUUGGGAAAGAACCCUUUUCAGAACAUGCAACAUAAGCAGGCUGAUUGUAAUGGUUCACCCUUUGCAACUCCUUUAGUUCUCAGGGAUGAUAUGCAGACCCCUGGAACAAUCUAUACUUCACAUAGAGGGGCUUCUAUGUCUGGAAAGCAUGUGCAGACCCGGAAACAAUUCAUCUACCCGGUCCUGAGACCGAUCGAGAACAGACUUCAGAAGAUGGAAGUGACAGAAGAUUCUUCAACAUCGCCACCAUCCAAUCCUGCCAAAAGGAAAGAUUUGGAAGUAGACUCUGUCAAGAAGCCAAAGCAAACAUAUUUGACUUCAGUGGUUAAAUCAGGUUUUUCUGAAACUUCAUCAUCAUUUUCACGCCUGGUAAAAGAAGCACUCUCUCCUGAGGAAUUAUUGGAUAGCGGAGAACUAUCAAAUACCAACUCAGAUGAAAAGAAUGCUUUUAGCCUGUCCCACUGGGUGAAAUCUUCCUCCACUACAGAUGUUGAGAACCAAGGUGAUGUUAAGGGUGCAGCAGGCAAUCAAUCAUAUGAUGAGUGCAGCUUUGUAACGGAGAGACCUGGCUUCAAUGCUUCUGAUCUUGGGUGGGACAUUGAGAAUCCUACUCCUAGGUUACCCAAGACAUGGGAUGGUAAUGGUAUUCCCAACACAAUCAACAGAUACAAAGAGGAUCAAAGGGUUCAUUGGCACACCACACCGUUCGAGGAAAGGCUACUGAAGGUGUUAUCUGACGAGGAGCAUCGCCCUCCAAGGAAAGUUGUCCGUGCAAAGUUGUUCCAUCAAGAGAAGAAAGCCGAAUAGCAAGUCAUGAACCUGUCGCUAACCUCUCCUCUAAAGCUGGUGUCCUGACCUUUAUUUGUUGUCCGUUUCUGUGGGAUGCCUUCCUGUGUACAAAUGGUAUAGGAUAUAGUGUAUGGCUGCUAUGAUUAACAUCAA